UAUAGACUAUAGUCCAUGGCAACAGCAGCCGUUGGAACGUCGGAAGACGGGUCGACGGUCAGCCAGAAAAUCGGGCAGCCCCCGUCGAGAAAAAAGUGUCCGGCACCGUUCUUGUUGAAAACGUACGAGCUUUUAGAGGUAGAGGCAGAGACAGAGGCGGAGGCGAAGAAAGAAGAGAAUGAUGAAAAAAAUAAUAAGGUAGUGUCAUGGAAUGAAGAGGGAAGUGGAUUUGUUGUAUGGUGUCCUAAUGAAUUUUCGGAGCUCAUGUUGCCUAGAUAUUUCAAGCAUAAUAAUUUCUCGAGUUUCAUACGUCAACUUAAUAUUUAUGGAUUCAAAAAGGUGGCAUCCAAAAGGUGGGAAUUCUCCCAUGAGAAAUUCAAGAGAGGAAGUAAACAUUUGCUUGCAAAAAUAACCAGAAAAAAAAGUGACCCUAGUGUUUUUCCUUUAUACCUAAAGCCCUUUUCUCAUGAAGAAAACACAAAUGUGGCUACAAAUGAAAGACAAAAACAGCUUAUGGAGGAGAAUCAGAAUUUAAGGGAAAAAAAGCUAGAAUUGCAAAUGCAAAUUUCUCAUUUCAAAACUUUGGAAACAAAAUUGUUGAAUUGCCUUUCUAAGUAUGUGGGCAAUCAACAAAAUAAAGUUAGAAGACCUUUUUAG
Molecule: messenger RNA, 657 nt
Organism: Solanum dulcamara
Lineage: Eukaryota; Viridiplantae; Streptophyta; Magnoliopsida; Solanales; Solanaceae
Product: heat stress transcription factor B-2a-like
Exons: 2
Coding region: 16-657 (213 amino acids)
Biological process (GO): regulation of transcription by RNA polymerase II
Cellular component (GO): nucleus
Molecular function (GO): RNA polymerase II cis-regulatory region sequence-specific DNA binding; DNA-binding transcription factor activity
Source: RefSeq, a predicted model, not a curated record